AUGGAUGGUGAUAAGAUACGGUGCCCAUGUGUGAAAUGGUGUAUUAAGAAGUAUAUUAUGCCUAAUUUGUGUGAAAGACAUUUGAUUAAACAUGGUUUUAUGCCCAAUUACUACACUUGGUCAGCUCAUGGUGAACAGAUCGAGAAUCCUCAAACAUUCAAUUAUCCUCGGAGAAGACCUGCACGUAAUGCAUUGAACACCGAAAAUGAACCAAUAUGGCCAAGUCAUCUAAGCGAGAGUAAGUUAUCGGCAAUAGUUAGACUUCUUAAUAUAAAGUCUGACAACAAUUGGUCUGAGAGGGGUACCAAUGAAACUAUAGACUACAUUCGAUCAUUGUUGCCUAAUGAUAAUGUCUUACCGGAAAGUUAUCACCACAUGAAGAAGUUGAUUGAUGACUUGGGUUUGCCUGUUAUGAGAAUCGAUGUGUGUAAACAAGGUUGCAUGUUAUUUUGGAGGGAUGAAAUUGAAUUAGAAUCAUGCAAGUUCUGUAAUGAUCCACGAUAUAAUGGAAUAUGUCACCAACGUAAACCAAAUAAACAAUUGUUCUAUCUUCCGUUGGCUCCAAGAUUACAAAGACUAUAUGCAUCACAUGUGAUGGCCUCUCACAUGACGUGGCAUGCUCAUCAUCGAACUGAACACGGACUAAUGUGUCAUCCAUCAGAUGGUGAUACGUGGAAAUCCUUUGACCAAGCAUAUCCAGAUUUUUCUCAAGAGGUGCGCAAUGUACGUUUGGGUCCAAAAAGUCCUCAGAAAAAUAUAGAUGUCUAUCUUCAACCACUUAUUGCAGAGUUGAAAAUGUUGUGGAGUGAAGGUGUGCGUACCUACGAUGUAUCUAGAGGUGAUACUUUUAAUAUGAAUGCAAUGUUGUUAUGGACUAUCAAUGAUUUCCCAACUUAUGGUAUGUUGUCUGGAUGGAGUACUCAUGGAAUUGAAUGGUUGCCCAAUUUGCAGUUUUUGCCAAUUGAUCAUCUAUACAGAAAAGAUACAGAACACUUUCUUAAAAAUAUUACUGUCUCAAUGCAUAAACCGACGAGGCCUAAUGGAGUCGAUAUAUGGGAUGCAAUUUUACAAUUCGAGUAUGCAACUGAAAAUCCCAAGGGAUAUCCAAGAGGAUACGAGGAUUACCAUAAGUGGACGAAAAAGAGCAUUUUUUGGGAGUUACCAUAUUGGGGACUACUUCUUAUUCGACAUAACAUUGAUUUCAUGCACGUAGAGAAAAAUGUGUUCGAGAAUAUAAUAAAUAUUGUGAUGAAUGUCAAAGGCAAGACAAAAGAUAACAUUAAUUCAAGGAAGGAUAUGUUCCUCAUUUGCAAUCGUCCCGAGCUUCAUAUCGACCCACGAGAAUCUAUUAAUAGAACUAGUAAGGCUGUUUACGCCUUGACGAGGAGCGAUAACAAGAUUCUAUGUGAUUGGUUGAAGGGUUUGAAACUCCCAGAUGGAUAUGCCUCCAACUUAUCACGAUGUUUUGAUAGAAGUGGAUUUAAGUUGAUUGGGUUGAAAAGUAAUGAUUGUCAUGUUUUCUUAGAAAGACUACUACCAAUUGCGUUUAAGCACUUGCUUCCUAAAUUUGUAUGGGGUACAUUGACUAAUCUUAGUAUUUUUAUGCACGAUUUAAGCUCAAGGACAUUGUCUACCUCUAAGAUGCAGAACUUAGAAGGUGAAAUUCCAGUGAUUCUUUGUAACUUGGCAAAAAUAUUUCCCCCCUGCUUUUUUUGA
This is a messenger RNA of Impatiens glandulifera, 1716 nucleotides long. RefSeq lists its product as uncharacterized. Lineage: Eukaryota; Viridiplantae; Streptophyta; Magnoliopsida; Ericales; Balsaminaceae. The record is from RefSeq and is a predicted model, not a curated record. Bases 1 to 1716 code for a protein of 571 amino acids. The transcript has 4 exons.